AUGCUGCGACCUGUCGGGCGCGCGCUGGCGCAGUGCAGAUAUGCGUCGAGCAGUGCAAAAGGAAAAAGCAGCGUUCCGCUGUCUUCUGCAUUGAUGGUUACGCGAGCGCCAGUGCUGCAGCGGGACCCCACCGCCUUUGAGCGCGAGUAUUACCGUUUCAAUGUAGAGCUGGCCAACCGACUGCAGCAGCCAUUUCCGCGCGACCUAUACUUUAAAAAAGGAUCUGCAGCUGGCGCACGUUUUGACGAGUAUUACACUGCGCUGCAAAAAACAUGGGAGGUUAAGCCAGAGACAAAAGGCCUUGCGAAUGACGCAGGCAAAGGCGUUGCCUCCUCUGAGUCAGACUCCACCCUCUACCAAACACUUCCCCGCACCACAGAAGCGGACAAAAAUCACGAUACACACAGCCUCGAGCGCGCGCUGGACCGGACACUCUACCUAGUUGUCUCCACAAAAGGCGCUCAAGCACCCAAGUGGGCUUUUCCUGCCCAGCGUUUGCCCGACCAACGCACAAGCAUAGAUACGUUGCACGGCACGGCAAUGAACGGUGUCUUGGAGACGUUCGGUGAUACCAUGGAUUUAUGGCUUACAUACAUUCUUCGCGCGCGCAUCCUUGCUGGAAAACCCGCGCCUGCGUCCAAGGACGUAGAUUUUGCGUGGCUUACCAAGGAGGAAAUCCAGCAGCGCCUUGCCGAUGAUGGCAGCCAAGAGUCGAGCCAGUACUGGGAAAAGAUUGAGGGUCUCUUGGACCCCUAG
This is a messenger RNA of Malassezia vespertilionis, 756 nucleotides long. RefSeq lists its product as uncharacterized. Bases 1 to 756 code for a protein of 251 amino acids. The record is from RefSeq and is a predicted model, not a curated record. The transcript is spliced from 2 exons. NCBI's taxonomy places the organism in Eukaryota, Fungi, Basidiomycota, Malasseziomycetes, Malasseziales, Malasseziaceae. Gene Ontology annotation, molecular function: structural constituent of ribosome. Gene Ontology annotation, cellular component: mitochondrial large ribosomal subunit.